This is a messenger RNA of Pseudophryne corroboree (corroboree frog), 2992 nucleotides long. RefSeq names its product programmed cell death 7 (gene PDCD7). Lineage: Eukaryota; Metazoa; Chordata; Amphibia; Anura; Myobatrachidae. The transcript is spliced from 5 exons. The coding region runs from base 53 to 2812 and encodes 919 amino acids. The record is from RefSeq and is a predicted model, not a curated record.
GUUUGUCUGUGUGUGACUUCCGACUUCUUCCUCUCUUCAUUUCCUCGUUGUCAUGGAGAGGAGGCAGCGGCUGACGGGCUGCGAGCAGUGGGAUAGGCCCCGCUAUGGCGGUUCUCAGGCAAACCUUCCGGCUACGUUUCAUGGUGAGGCCUCCCAGUAUCCGACAGCCCGGAGCAGUGGAGGGCCCCGGCACAGCAGACCACCACAGGGCCGCACACAGCAUAGCGGAGAUACCCGGCAGGGCCUCAGCCAGCAUGGGGCGCCGCAGUAUAGGAUGCAUCCGCAGGAGGAGCGGCUCCAGAGCGGCGCACAGCAUGGAGGUCUACCUCAUGAAAGUGUGCGGCCGCAACAGCUCAUCUCCCCUCACUCAGGCGUCCUGCAAACGAACGUACAUGGUGAUCCCAAGCAUGGAGGGCCAUCUUCUGUGUGGCAGAAUGGAGGUCCCCUGCCCAAUAUAUCCCAGCAAAGAGGGGGGCAGAGGGAUCUCCUCCAACAUGGCAGCCAGCAGCAUGACUUCAACAGCAUCUCAGAGGGAAGCUCUGGUGUAUUCCAGCAUGGGAGACCCCAGCAGAGCAUGCUGGAUUAUACAAAAGCGAGUACUGGAAUCCCGCACGCCAGAGUUCCCGAGCAAAGCCUAAUGGAGUACAGAAGGGAAACCCAAGGCAUGGCUCAGGACAGAAAUCUUCAGCAAGACUUAUCCUGCCAAAGGGAAAGGCUGCCUGAUAUUGCCCAGCAUAGAGGCUUCGGGGUAACAGUGUCUCCGCAUGAUACUCAGCAACCUGGCAUGUCCCAACCUGGGAAUUCCCUGUCAAGAGGCGCUCACUUUGGUGUUCUACAACAUGGCUCACUACAUCAUGACCUCUCAGAACAAAAAGACGCUCAACCACGCGGAUACCAGUUAGAUGGUUCUCAACAUGGAGCUUCGUUUACAGGCGUGUUGCUACAUGGUGACCCCCAGCAAAAUGCACACUGGUUUGGUGAUCAUAAGCCUGGUAUAUCUCCUUUUGGAGGUUCCCAGACUGAAAUAUUCAAUACAAGGGCAUCUGUGAACAGACCUGUGCUAAAUGAUGCAUCCCACUAUAGGGCACCAUCUCCAGGUAUCAUCCAACAAUGCUCCACACCAUUACAGCCUGUGCCACCACAAAUCACUCCAUUUAGGGCACCAUCUCCAGGUAUCAUCCAACAAUGCUCCACACCAUUACAACCUGUGCCACCACAAAUCAGUCCAUUUGUAGAUAACGUAGUUCAAGGCCAUCAUAACUUUCCUCCUCCUUUUCAUGGAAACCUCUCCAAUCCUUCCUUCCCUGCACCUCCUCCAAUGGGCUCUGUUUUUAGUGGAUAUCAUAAGGAGAGUGAUCUGAAAGUCCCUCCUCUUCAGACACAAGUUCAUGAGCCCCAAAAUGUUUUCAACCAGGAUCGGCUUACGAUGCAGAAGGAUGAUAGGUUUGAGAAUCGAGAUCUGUUUAAUUUGCAUCAAAGAGAUGGUCAUUUUCUGCAAGAUCCAAGACAUGGACAUGUGCCUUCUGAAAGGGUAGCUGUGCAGAAUAAGCCUCCUAGUCAAAAUGACAGUUUCUAUGAACAUAAUGUCACUUUUUUGCAUCAAGAGAUACCAGAUCUGCAAAGAGACCCACAUUUAGUGAACCAGCAUAGAUUUAGUGAACAUGGUGGCCCAUUUGUUCUCCAUAACAAUCCAGACCUACAGGUUGAUGACCGCUUAAUGCAUUUGAAUAGACAAAGUGCACCGCUAUCUGGGACAGAUGGGGAAAUGCAUAAGGACAGCUUUCAGCAGUGGCUGUCUAGCUUUUUUACGCAUCGGAGAAAGAAACCUCCUCCCAAGACUUGUGCAAGUCAGUCUGUUUCUAUCACAGAGGCUCGUGGGCUUAUAUAUGGUGCUGUGCAACUAGUGUCACAGCUCGAUUCCUUGUGCCAGACUCUAGAAAAUGGAAACGAGGAAGGAGAGUCUUGGACUCUGGAUUAUGAAAAGGCAAGUGAUAUUCGUAUAGCGCUUGAGAGGAAACUGAAGGACAUAGAGAAGCCAGGAUAUAUUCAAGAUGUGAAGAAGAAACUAGAUAGAGUACGUAAGAAAAGACUUCGCUGGCAGCGGAGAAGACAAGCGACCGAGGAGGAGGAAAAGCAGGCUAUGGAGCGUGCUUCCGAAAAGGAGGCCGCUAUUGAUAGAUGGAGGACACAAUGUAUCCAAGCGGUAGAGGAGAAGAAAAGGGAGCGAGAGCUGAAAGCUGCUGCUGAUAGUGUACUUGCGGAGGUGAGGAAAAAGCAGACUGAUACCAAAAAAAUGCUGGAUGUUUUGAAGUCCUUGGAGAAGUUAAGAAAACUGAGAAAAGAGGCUGCUGGCCGGAAAGGUGUAUUUCCACCAGCGUCUGCAGAUGAAACAUUCAAGAAUCACAUCAACAGGCUCAGAACAAUGGUCCACAAGCGCGUGGCAUUGUACGAUGCGGAGGAGAGAGCCCUUAGAGUUAUACUGGAAGGCGAGCAAGAAGAAGAAAGACAGCGAGAUAAAGACAAGAGACUGAAAAAGGAAAGAGAAAAGGUCCUGCAAAAGCAACGGGAACUAGACGCCAUAUUGUUUGGAGACCCAGACCCUCUGCCAAAUCUGCACCCUCUACAGCCGUUCCGUCAGUAUUACCUGCAAGCUGAACACUCGGUUGUGUCACUCGUCCAAAUUCGACACAUGUGGGAUCAGUUCUUGGCACCGCCAGAGCAUCCCGAUGCCAGCAGUAUCCCUCGCGGAUGGGUAGGUCCCACAUUACCAUCAAGUGACAUCUGGGCCACAGCGCUGAAGCAAGCGGAGUGACUGAGCUGUAGCGGAUAGUAAUGAGUCUGUAUUACAAAGCUGGAAAGGAGGCAGCCUGUCCGGCUUAUAUUUACCAACCAUCAGUCCAGCUGCGCUGUAGAGCCUCUUCUAAACAUUAUGACAGAUAAAAUGUAAUUAUUGAAUUUAUAUUUAUUUUGAAAAAAUAAAAUUUUUCUAAUG